AUGAUGAAAAGUGACUGUCCUUUUCAUUUCUUUUGAAGAUUGAACAUCCUAAUUUUGAAGCUUGAAUAUUAUAUUUACGUCGAGAAGACUUUAUGAUAAAUGGUAUUUUCAACAAAGGUAAUAGUUUCCUUUUCUAUUGUUACUCUUUCUCUCAUUUUCCAGGUCGACGCACCAAUUCCAGAUGUUGUCCCACGCCCAGAACCCGUUGACAUCAAGGAAGAGCCGGGUGAGAAUGGGGAGGGUAACAGCAGCAGCGCCAACUCAAACACUCCCACUGUCUCCCCUUGUAUGCUGCCAUCUACGUCGACUAAGCCACCAGGCACCAUGCCAGCAAGGACAGCUAGUAUCGUUGGACAGGUCAAACGAAAACUCGCCCAAGAUCUCUCCUCGUCAUUUCUUUCGUCGUCUUCAGACGACGACACCGACGACGUCGGGCCUCCAUUGCUUCAAAAGGAAACACCGAUAAAGAGAUUAUGUGGUGGUUUUAAAGCUAAGUCUAUUCCAAAAGUUAAACGAAAAGACUCAUCUUUGAUUAAGAAAUCUAAGUCAUCUUUGUCAAAUGGUAAAGCAAAGUCGGCCCCUGUUACUCCUGUUGCACCGAGAAAUCCGGUAUCACUUAAGAGGAAAAAGAAAGAAGGUAAAAAGAAGGUGAAGAAGAAGAAAAAGAUGCUGCAACCAAAGGUAUCGCUGAAGAAUCCAUCACCUAUAGUAAAAAUCCGUAUCAUGCGGAAGACGAAGAAGGACGGAACAGUCAUUCGAACCAAGCAUUAUGAACAUAAAGAUGGCUCGAUCACUAUCCGCAGAUUAAAACCAAAAGACAAGAAACUGAAAGGGAAAGGGAAAGAAAAGGGUAGUCUUAAAAUCAACAAGACAAAUGCCGUUGUCCGUAAAGAAAGCCUGCCGAAAUUGAAGAAGAAGAAAAAGAAAUUGAAGGUAAAACAGCAACAGCCAGUGACUGCGCUGCCAAAGAAAGUGAAAUCAGAAAAGAAGAUUGCGAAAGUGAAAACAAAAACGAAAUUGAAGGUAAAGAAACAAAAGGUAUCGCCCCCAUCAAAACCACUCCCGCCACCACCACAUUCCCUUUCGCGCCAUUCAUCAACGACAUCUUCAUCGUCGUCGUCAUCAUCAUCAUCGUCCUCCUCAUCGUCAUCUGCGUCCCCGUCACCGUCGCCAUCACCAAUGCCACCGUCUUCGCCCAAACACACCUCCCACCAUCACUCGUCAUCGCUAGUGUCGAGACCCGUCAAGUCGGAGGUGACUGCCGAGCUCGUACCACCUCCCAAGCAUGUUGCCGAGGUGAAAGAAACGGAGUUCGGUAAACUCGGCCCAAUAAAGAUCGUCAUCCGGAGCAAUUCACGAUCAUCAGAAGUUGACGAGAAAAGCCCAAGGAAGGACAAGAGUCCCAUGGGUCACAAGAAAGAGGGAAGUUUGUUUAGCCCAACUGCGCCCUUGGAAUGUAGUCUUAUUAGUCCGACACCUGAUCCGCCUUUGCCGACAAUCACGGAGAGCAGUGACAGUGUCAAAACAACUAAUGUGGUUUCAAGUGGUGGCAAAUCCGGAAAUACACCAAGCACCAAGUCCAGCAGCACUGUCACCAACGGUGUUAAAUCAAGCACGGUCAGCAGUCCCAAGUCAAAUGGUACCAUCAAUAGCUCCAUCAAGUCAGGUAGUCACUCGAAAAGCGGUGUAAAGUUGGGAUCCGAUGUAAACACGGGGAGCUUUAAGAGCAAUAGCGCUGCCGGGAACACGAGUAUGAAGAGCAGUAGUGCUGCCGGGAACACGAGUUUGAAGAGCAGUAGUGCUGCCGGGAACACGAGUUUGAAGAGCAAUAGCGCUACCGGGAACACGAGUUUGAAGAGCAGUAGUGCUGCUGGGAACACGAGCUUUAAGAGCAGUAACGCUGCCGGGAACACGAGCGUGAAGAGCAGUAGCGCUGCCGGAAACACGAGCUUGAAGAACGGUAGCUCUACUGGGAACACCAAUGUGAAAUCCAGUACCUCGAUCGGUAGCAUAAGCUCGAAAACAAAUAGUUCGUUGGUGAAUAACGGAGUAAAGCCUAGCGGCUCGACAGGAAAUGGCGGGGCGAAGCCGAACGGUGUGACGACGACGACAACGAGUGGCGGAGUGAAGCAGACUGCUACGACAGCGAUUGGCGAAACGAAGCCGAGCGGCAUGACAGAGAGUGAUGGUUUGAAGCAGAGCGGAAUGGCAGGGAUUGGCGAGACGAAAUCGAAAGGCACAGCAGUGAUUGGCGGGGCAAAGUCGAAUGACUCAAAGACAAGUAGCGGGGUGAAGCCGAUCAACACGGCCGAGAAUGGUGGGAUGAAACAGAGCGACAUGGCAGGGAGUAGUGGGAUGAAGUCGAAUAUCACGGCGGUGGAUGCCGGGGUGAUGCCGAGCGGCACGGGAGGAAAUAGCACUGUGAGGCCAACCGGCACGACGGGGACUGACGCAGCAAGGCCGAAUAGCGCGGUGAGCCCGAUUAGCGUGGCAGAUAACAACAUGGAGAAACAGCAAAUUUCUGCCGCCACGAGCCCGGUCAAGACGUCCACUACAGCCUCUGCAAGCAGCGCCAAGCAGGACCAUACUCCAAACAGUAGUGCCAAGUCGAGUGUUGUAGCAAAUUUUAAAUCAAGUAGUAUGUCUAUCAACAACAAUACUAAAUCUAGUCUCAUCUCCAAGACUGUAAAACCAAGUGGCAAAAUCAUCAGCAGUGCUAAGGUGUCUAUCAAGGACAAGAUAUCGAGCAGUAAAAAGGCACCUCUGAAAAGUCCACCGGCUUCCAAGAACAUAGUAGAGAGCAGUCCAUAUGACUACGAAGAUGAAGAUGAUUGUCCACUGGUUAUAGAUGAGAAACCAUCGAAUAAAUCCGAGAAGGUGAAAUCCUCAUUCAAGAAAGACAACGUCGCAUCAAUGAAACAAAAUUCAUUAAAUCCAGAAAAGAAAGUGAGUGAAAAAGUAUCUAAUGUUCCCAAAGCUGUUGACAAGAAACAUGACACCAAACCUGCUGGUACUAAGGACUGUAUCAAGAACAGCAACUGGAGUUUGAAUCGCUCUGAACUUAUGCCAAAGAAAAUCAAUGCAUCAACCCCAACUGCAUCACCAACAUCUUCUUUUCCAAAGACCAACGAUGGGUCGAGUAGACAAGACGCACCAACGAGAGCGACGAAUCAAGAUUUAAAAACCAAAAAUAGUAAUUUAAGUCAAAUGUUAAACGCACCAUUGCGAGAAAAAGUCGUUCCAAAGACGACUCCAGCUCAUAAGUCACCUUUCACGACUCCUGCAAAUUCUUGGAACAAUCAAAUAAUUGGAAGCCUAAAUGGAAAACCAAAACCCUAUGAAACGGUUGUAAAUCGCGUAGAAUCCGUUACGAAUCGUCCCCAAACCGUUCAGAGUCGCGAGAUAAUGAAAGCCCCUCCCCAAGCUUUCAUAAAACAGAAGAAUGGACAUUCAAUCGCAAUGGAUUCACCUAACUUGCCAUCAAGAGCGAAGCCAGUUACAGGGGUGGAAAAGCCUAAGCCCCCUGGACAAUCUCUCAAACGAAAUCUCAGCCCUGUCGAAUUGAAUAACAACAUCACAAAGACUCUUGAUAAACGCGGAAAUGUUAUAAAGGACCCGGCCAAAUUGCAUGAGAAAACGAAGUGUGCUAAAACAAUAUGCAAAAGUGUAGCCCAAAACGUGGAGAAGAGAGAUGGUUUGUCGACGUCGCUGCCGCCUCAUCCUCCACCCAUUCGAGUUCCCGUCGUCCCGAAAUCGAUCCUUACUGUCCGAACCGAACAGAGAGCAUCUUCGUUCACCGCGAUGCCGGUAGAUUGCCCCCUGGAUCUGAGCAUGAAAUCCCCAUCUGCUGCGAAGAUCAAGCGAGAGCUAUGGCGUCCGCAGCCAGAGAAAGUGGAGAAUAUUCUCGUAACCGACGUGAAAAUGGGAGAGUUUACCUUCACCAUUCGAGAAAGUAAUACCGCUGAGGGUUUCUUCUCGCAAUCAUGAUGGAUUGAUCACAUCCACUUCCGGUAGAAAAUACAUCAUUUCAUUAUUUUGAUUCCGGAUUUUUUUUUUCGUUUAUUUAAUAGAAUGUAACUGAAAUAUUAUUAUUUUU
Lytechinus variegatus (green sea urchin) is the source of this 4096-nucleotide messenger RNA. Its product is annotated as serine/arginine repetitive matrix protein 2-like. NCBI's taxonomy places the organism in Eukaryota, Metazoa, Echinodermata, Echinoidea, Temnopleuroida, Toxopneustidae. The record is from RefSeq and is a predicted model, not a curated record. The transcript has a single exon. The coding region runs from base 100 to 3987 and encodes 1295 amino acids.